GAGCUUUUGAACAUUUUAUCAUCCAAUUAUUUUUUUUUUUGUAGGAUUCAGUGCAUUAGUUCUGGCAUGCAAUUGAGCUUGUUUAUUAUAUGUUAUUGGUUUGAUAAAAUUACCGUAUACAUGGCCACGGAUAAAAUAUUUUCUGAAGUCUUUUUGACUUGAAAGUCAGCUCAGUGUUGCAAUCCCACUGCAUUUCUCUUGUAAUUAUUCCACUCGGCCUCGUGGCGACGCUCUUAGAAUAUUUGAGUCAGCUAUGGCGUGCUCUUCUGUAGACGUGUCAGUGAAACUGGAGCAUUGGGUGAGAGCUGAAGGCUGUGUGCAUGUGUCUGUGUGUGAUUUUGGGAUGGAGGCAGAGAAAAGUGUGUGUGUGUGUGUGUGUGUGUGUGUGUGUGCGUGUGUGUGUAUGUGUGUGUGUGUGUGUGUGUGUGUGUGUGUGUGAUGGAGGCAUCGAAAAAAAUGCGUGUGUGGGUGUUUGGAGAGAGAGAGAGAGAGAGGGAGAGCGAGAGAGAGCAAGAGAGAGAGCGAAAGAGGGAGAGAUGAAAUGAGACUAGAGAAUCCAAGCUGACAGCUUCCCUAAUAGAGCAUGAGUAACUCGGCUAGAGAAGCAGGGAAGCGUUGGAUUGCAGCACAAUUUUCAAUUCGAUAUUUUCAGGAGCAUGUUUAGGGUUUAGCUCAUCUUUUGACGGUUUAUGAGCACUGGAGAGAAUCUCUAAAAAUGGACCGCCGAAUCAACUUUGAACAUUGGAAGGAAUUAGUCUUUUUUUGUCUGAUUUUUUCCGUGUCGUCUGGAGAGGUGCGUUACGUCCUACCAGAGGAGAUGCAGCCAGGUUCUGUAAUUGGGAACGUUGCACGAGAUCUCGGUGUGGAGGCGAGGGAGCUCGGUGUUCGUCGUGCCCGUGUUGUUGCAGACGGAGCCAGUCAGCUCUGUGAACUGGACCUGUCAUCAGGCAAUCUUUUGAUCAGCCAACGGAUCGACCGAGAGGAGCUCUGCGCACAAGGAAGCGUGUGCACCAUCCAGCAUCAGCUUUUACUUGAGCAGCCCCUUCAAGCAUUCAGUCUACUUUUGGACAUUGCAGACAUAAACGACAAUACUCCGGUGUUUGCCGCAGAGGAGAUCAACCUUGAUUUGGUAGAGUCCACAGUUCUCGGGAGACGUUUUCCCCUGGAGAGUGCACAUGACCCCGACUUGGGCACGAACUCUGUCAGUGAAUACAAACUCAGCCCGAAUGAGCAUUUUGGCUUGGAAAUAAGUACCCAAAUAAAUGGAAAUGCAUGUCCAGAGCUUGUUCUUAAAAAGCCAUUAGACCGAGAAGCACAAGCUGAACACAUGCUGAAAAUCAAUGGCAUUGACAGCGGAAGUCCAGCCAGAACUGGGACUGCUUCAAUCCGUAUCCGGGUUUUGGACGCCAAUGAUAAUGUCCCCGUUUUCAGCCAGGGGGUUUAUCGGGCAUCUGUAUCCGAGAACUCUGUCAUAGGGACUUUAGUAGCACAACUGAAUGCCACAGACUUGGAUGACAGCCUUUAUGGGGAGAUAACAUACUCUUUCAGUCACCUGACGGACAAGACCAGAGGAGUUGUUAACAUUGACCCUCUGAAUGGUGAAGUUCGUGUGGCAGGUGUCCUUGACUACGAGGAGGCGACUACUCACGAGUUGGAUGUGCAAGCUAAAGAUGGAGGCGGCCAGGCCUCCCAUUGCAAACUCGUCAUCGAUGUCAUUGACGUCAAUGACAACAAACCUGUGAUUGAAAUCAAGUCGGCAUCUGCGAACAUACUGGAAGACUCCAAACCCGGAACGAUGGUGGCCCUCAUCAAUAUUUAUGACAUGGACACCGGAAAUAGCGGACACGUCACGUGUUCCAUUCCUGACAAUGUCCCAUUUCAAAUUGUGUCAGAAGUGAAAAACUAUUACAUGUUAGUGACUGCUGCGGCGCUAGACAGAGAAGUUCAAUCGGAGUAUAAUAUUACCAUUACUGCGACUGACUCGGGCUCUCCCUCACUGGAGAGCAGAAAAAUUAUAUCCAUUGUGAUUAUUGAUGUAAAUGACAACCCUCCAACUUUUACCCAACAUGAGUAUACUGCCAACAUCUUGGAAAACCAACCUGCUGGCACGUUUGUUAUGAAAGUAGAGGCACAGGACACGGACGAUGCGUCCAAUGCUAAAUUAUUUUACCAAAUAGCAAAAGAGACAAAUCCGGAAGUUUCUUCCCUUCUUACCAUGAACAUGGAAACGGGAGAGCUUUUUACAUCGCGCCUCUUUGAUUACGAGCAGUCCGUUCACUUCCAAAUCAAAGUGGAGGCCCGAGAUGGAGGCGAGCCCCAACUCACCACCACCUGCACUGUCAACGUUUUUAUUGUCGACCAAAAUGACAACACGCCAGUUGUUCUAUAUCCUGUGCAAGCCUUCAUUACCGAGGACAUAGUUCCCUUCGAAGCACCAAGGGGCUAUUUAGUGACCAAGGUGGUGGCUGUAGACGCGGACUCGGGUCACAAUGCGUGGUUGUCUUUUAGAAUAAUCAAAGAAACACAGCCCAAUCUGUUCAUGGUGGGCUUACACACAGGUGAAAUUAGAACCAUGCGAGCCUUUGUGGAGCUUGAUGAACCGAAGCAAACAAUUGUUAUCGUGGUCAUGGAUAACGGGCCAGAAGCUCUGUCUGCCACGGCUACAGUUAGUAUCGCCGUUGGCGAGGGGUUGCCAGUUCUACAAGAAUUCUUUGAGCUGGCAGACGAAUCUCAGGGCAGCGAUAACUUGAGGCUCUAUUUGAUUAUUGCACUGUUCACCGUUUCUUUCCUCUUAAUCCUUUUAAUCAUUGGAGUUUUUUAUUUCAAGCUUUGUCGCCGUAGUUAUGUGUACCAUUCCACUGCUGCCAGUCUUCCAGUUUUCCCGACAACAUAUUAUCCACCUAGUUUUACCGAUUUUAGUCGCUGUGGGACAUUACUGAAAGAAGAUCGCUAUGAUCCAUUUCUGACCACCGGCUCAUGGAGAGGUGACUUUCGCUUCGGUUCUAACACGGAUACUGACACGCUAAAGAAAAGGAGUGCGGCUUAUCAAAAGAACACCCUUAGGCGAAUCAGUGCAGAAAGAUCUACUUUAAAGGUUCAGGCUGGUCCCGCUCAUCCUUGUUAUGUGGUCACUUAAAAACUGGCCGUAAUGGUUGCACAUGCAGUAGUUGUAAAAAGUCUACACACUCCUGUUUAAAUGCCUGGUUUUCUUUCAUGAAAAAUAAGCUCAAGAUAAUCAUUUCAAAACUUAUCAAGGUGUAAGGAGAUGAAAUUGAAAUGGCUGUCAGUGAUCGCACAAAACCUUCAGGCUUCUGCCAGAAAACAGAGAAGAAUGCCAGGAAAAGUGUACUUGAACAGCUGAACUUUAUUUGAAGUUAAUCAGAGUUAAUCAGCAGUUUCAAUGGUGGCAGGUGUGUGCGGACUCCCCUUGAACUAGAAUUUGAAUCUGAGUGGGUAAUUCUGAACACAGGUACAUCCCAAUUAAGAGGGUGUGCACGCUUAUGCAACCACAAUAUCGGUGUUUAAUUGUAUUUACCUGCGAUUGGCUAGCAACCGGUUCAAGGUGCCCAUGACCCUUGUGAGGAUGAAGUGGAUUAGAAAAUGGAUGGAUUUUUACUUCCUCUCAUGAUUUGUUUUCCCUAAUUGCAUUGAUAAAGUAAAAGGUAGAUAACGUUUUGAAAUGAUGUGUCUAAAACCUGGCCUUAUUAAGGAAUGUGUUGACUUUUUGUGUUCUCUGGGUUUUGAAAAAAAAUGGUAAAAAAAUGUUUCGAGGCUUUUAAAUGCACUCACUGGAGGGUACUCACCUUUUGGUGUUAGACAUUUGUAAUACCAUUUAUGUAUUUACAGUAAUCUCUGAUCCUAAACUAUGCACGGCCUCAUGAUGAUGCAGUACAAUUCAGCAACUUUAUAAACUGCAAGCAAAAUAAAAGUAUUGCAAAUUCAACAACUUUGCUACGUUAGAUUGUGCAGGUGGUGUGCGCAGUGAGUGUAGGUUGUGAUGACAAACUGUCAACAUUAAAAUGUAUAAAACGACAUCAUAAAGGACAGUAUUUUUAAUUAUGUUAAAUGUUUGUAAUUAUGUUUUGUAUCUAUGCAUGGAAUUAUUCAACUUGAAAAUAAUUGUGCGAAACUAACAACUAAAAUAUUGUCAAAUGAGCAUGAUAGCUGAUAAUUGCUUUGUUUUGUGUUUGUUAAUUAAAUUCGAUAGUACCUUUACUUGUAAUGCUCAACAGGCUUUAUUGUUCAUUCAUUGCUGGAUGAGAUAUCUGUUGCAAUAUUUCUGCACCAAUUGUUUGCUCUGUUUCUAUUUUUCUCUCAUUUAUGAUGAUCGAAUAUCUUUUGUGUCAUGUGAGUGCCAGACGUGUAAAACGUUUCGUAACUAGCACGAUACAGUUUGUGAUUUCAAAUUCACCAGACUCUUCCUCGUUCUUUCAAAACGCAAAUGAGACGAUGUGUUUUCACCCCUACUGAUGUUGUUAUUUUAUUUUGUAGCAAGUCUCAGUCUUUUUGUUUCAUCUUUGUCUUGUUCGCACAAGUCAGUGCUGUUGCUUUUGUGACCUGUGACCAUCAAUAAUACACCCAACGACGAUCAAUAUUUGUUGUGCUAUGCUUUAAAUUCUACUUUGUAAUGGAAUGGUUUAGCAUCUAAAUAAAUUUGGA
This is a messenger RNA of Hippocampus zosterae (dwarf seahorse), 4659 nucleotides long. Its product is annotated as protocadherin gamma-A2. The coding region runs from base 716 to 3136 and encodes 806 amino acids. Gene Ontology annotation, cellular component: plasma membrane. The transcript has a single exon. Lineage: Eukaryota; Metazoa; Chordata; Actinopteri; Syngnathiformes; Syngnathidae. The record is from RefSeq and is a predicted model, not a curated record. Gene Ontology annotation, molecular function: calcium ion binding. Gene Ontology annotation, biological process: homophilic cell-cell adhesion.